Dromaius novaehollandiae (emu) is the source of this 6174-nucleotide messenger RNA. It is a transcript of the gene ASB1, whose product is annotated as ankyrin repeat and SOCS box containing 1. The transcript has 5 exons. The record is from RefSeq and is a predicted model, not a curated record. Gene Ontology annotation, cellular component: ubiquitin ligase complex. Gene Ontology annotation, biological process: intracellular signal transduction; protein ubiquitination. Gene Ontology annotation, molecular function: protein binding. NCBI's taxonomy places the organism in Eukaryota, Metazoa, Chordata, Aves, Casuariiformes, Dromaiidae. Bases 235 to 1332 code for a protein of 365 amino acids.
ACCACCUUAACAUAGAAGCAGGAAGCCCUGGGCCCUGGCAGGCACCAAUCAGGCCGGGCUCGGGGAGGGAGGGCUGUGGCUGGCAGCCUGGGAUGGCGUGGGCAGGCGGGGAGAGGGGAGAUGGCAGGCCAGGCCGGGAGUCCGGGGUGUGCUAGCGGUGCAGGCGUCGGCAGGCGGGAGGCCAGAGCGAUGUGAGGGGCAGGCGUGUGGGGGUCCCCUCGAAGACGAGCGCAGAUGGCGGAGGGCAGCCGCGCUGACUGCCAGGCCGGCGGUGCCCGUGCCCUCCCGCCCGAGCCCAGAGAUGGCCAGGACACUCCCGGCAUCGGAAGUCUGGGUACCAACCUCAGUGCCUCAGAUGGACACGCAGGUCGUAAUCUCAAGGAGUGGCUGAGGGAACAGUUUUGUGACCACCCCAUCGAGCACUGUGAGGACACCAGGCUGCACGAUGCAGCCUACGUGGGGGAUUUACCCACACUCAAGAGCCUGCUGCAAGAGGAGAGCUUCCAAAGCCGGAUCAACGAGAAGUCAGUGUGGUGCUGUGGCUGGCUGCCCUGCACACCGCUGCGCAUCGCUGCCACUGCGGGCCACGGCCCCUGCGUUGACUUCCUCCUCCGGAAAGGGGCAGAGAUUGACCUGGUGGAUGUGAAGGGGCAGACUGCCCUCUACGUGGCUGUGGUCAAUGGGCACCUCGAGUGCGCCAAGAUCCUCCUGGAAGCUGGGGCUGACCCCAACGGCAGCCGGCACCACCGCAGCACCCCGGUCUACCAUGCAGCACGCGUGGGCCGGGCGGACAUCCUCCGGGAGCUGAUCAGGUAUGGCGCAGAUGUGGAUGUGAAUCACCACUUGGCUUCCCGGCUCCCCAGCCUCUCCUUGCGGCCCCUCACCACGCUGGUGGUCUGCCCACUGUACAUUAGUGCUGCCUACCAUAACCUCCAGUGCUUCAGGUUGCUGCUCCAGGCAGGAGCCAACCCAGAUUUUAACUGCUGUGGGCCCAUCAAUAUCCAAGGCUUUUCCCGGGGCUCACCAGUGUGUGUGAUGGAUGCUGUCCUGCGGCAUGGUUGUGAAGCAGCAUUUGUCCACCUUUUGAUUGACUUUGGAGCCAAUUUGAACCUGGUGAAGGUGGAGGCCUUGGGAGGUGAAUCCACAGGAAGGGUCAAAGUCAACCCUGAGGCUCUGCAGGUGUUCAAAGAAGCAAGAGGCCGCACCCGGAGCCUGUUGUCUCUCUGCCGCAUAGCUGUACGAAGAAUACUUGGCAAAUGUCGUCUGGAUCUGAUCCAUAUCCUUCCAAUCCCAGACCCCAUUAAACAAUUUCUACUUCACGAACACAGUUAAAGGGCAAUCGACUGCUUUCCAGGACAGUUUCAUUUGGUAAAUGACUGAGCUGACAAAACCAGGUGCCAAUCCUGACCCCACGGUCAAAUAUUGUAUUUGCUCAUGGAGUGCACAUAAUUCCCCGCAGCUGUGGUUUUCCCCUUCAAAUUUAGGGUGCAGUGAUUCUGUGUGUCUAUACUUAAGCUACCAGUUAUCUAACUGGUGACCUGUUGUUUGCAAUUGGUUGGGCAAUGAGGCCAAUACCUGUGUGUGGCUGUUACAUGAGCAAACACAAAAUAUCCUAUAGCUAUUAACAUAUAUCUGUUUGUUAUGACUCUACCUCUGUUACUGCUCCUUGUUAAACAUAUCUUGGGCCUCAGUGGCACUUCUGUGUGGGAAAUGCACCCAUACUUCAGCCGUGGGCUUUCAUUUUCCUCUGGUGUGCUAGGGAGUCUCUCCUCUCCUUGGUAAGAGGUUUAAAACAGUACUGUUCUCUUUCUGGCAUCAAUACCUGGCCUUUCCCUUCCCCAUGGAGUCUGUGAUUGCUGCUGUGAAAGUGGGUGUAUUUUCUUCUGUCCUCUUCUGGUGUGAAAUGCAUCAAGUUUCCUGUCCAGUGCUGUGUGUUACUUGGAGAAUUGUUUCUGUGUCUCUAUGUGCUCCAAGGUAGCUGCUGUCCCGGCUUUCUUUGUGUAGGGGACCCAUCAUGCAGAUAGGGGAGUAGCAGAAUAUGUAAUCCUAUCCUGUCUGAGUCCCUGUCUACAGAGCACCAGAUGUGCCAUGGCAUCUUGGCUCUCCCUCCAGCACCAUGAUGGAUGAGGCAAGGGGUGGCCAGUUCUCCCCAUGACUGCCUAAGACCGGACCAAGUCUCAUAACCACUGCCUUAGCACGAAUGAGAAAACAUGUGGAGAGAAGAAGAAAAGGUAGUUUCACAUGGGAAAACUGAUAGUUACACAGCCUGUAUAGCCCAUUGUGGUGAUGUGGUGGUCCCUGUGUUUCAGCCAUUGCUACUGUGUGAGUAUUGGGUGAUAGGAUAAGGACUGUGAUGUUCAAAUGAGACCAUGAAGUGAACCUGAAAGAUUUCUGGGGUAUCUCUGGGGAAAACAAUAGCCAAACUCAUCUCCUGUUUGCUGUAAAAUGUGUCUGAAUAUCUGGGAGUGACCAGGAAUAACAGUAGAAGGCUUGUUAAAUUGAACGGUUGUCUUGCUGUGCUGGAUGGCAGUUGAUCCAAUGUCUGUAAAUGUAUCUGUGUGAUUAUGAAGAAAAAACCAUCCAAAACUCUCUCUAGACUGCCUGCUUUGCUUAGAAGUUACCCCGUAUCCAUAGUCACCAAUAUUGCAGUGGUCAUGAUGUUACUGAAGGCCCGGUAAAGUAGCUAACAGUGGCAGCACGUAGAAAUAGAAAUGCCCACCUACCUGCUACUCCAUAUAGAGUCUGCACUGGUCUUUCUUAGACCUCCCGUGCUAACAAGGAAGUGGGGUUGUUUAAUCUACCUUGCAUUUCAGGAAGUUUCAGAUGCCUUUGGAUAUAUCUCCAGCAUAACUGACAGCCCUGGCUAUCCUGCCUAUAUGAGAGCAGAAUUUCAAGGCUACCCCAUGGAAUGAGCACUGAGGCCCCCAGGACCAGUACCCAGUGCCCCCACUCCCCUCCUAUCUGUGUUGGGCCUCCCACAUAUGGGCCCAGGAAGGCAGCCGUAGAAAGUUGUCCUUUAUAGAGCUUGUGCCAGGAGUGUCUUUCCCCGGAUGGAUGCCCUACUUGUAGACACUCUUCAAAUUGCUUCAACCUUUAGACCGGCUGCUGAAGAGACUGACUUGGGGUGAGCUGCAUACCUUUUACUUGGAAGUACCUGUUUUCAAAUGCAUUUAGAGAGCUGGAGAAAGAGCAAGAAAGUGAAAGGUGAAUAGGUCUUGAUGCCAACUUGUGAAAUACCCUUUCUCCAGAGGCACCAAGAAAUGCAAAAAUCAGAGCUCAGACUCUGAUCUGCCCACUAAGGGAUAUGUUUGUGGUGGAGUUUGCAAAGCAAUAAUGGAUUUUUCUGUAUGUUGUAUUAACUGCUGAAGAACCUUUCAGAGAUGCUUUCAGAGAAAGAGGAAGGGCAGGAAAAAUGGAGUCUCUGAUUGUUUCUUAUUAUUUCAAUUCUAUGGCCAGGCUGGAACAUGGUGCUGGAACGGCAUCCAAUGUCCAGCUAGCCUCUCACGUAUGUGGCCUUUGCGCACUGAUUUUAAGUUAAGGUGACAAGAUUUGCACUGCUGAGAACUGCACUGUUGAGAACAAGCUAAACUGUGGUGGUUAUGGUCAGUGCCCAGAUACCAAAGCAAAAGAUACUUUCAAAACCCUCCACAGACAAGAUAUAAUGGCAAGGAUACAAAGCUAUGGGCAUGCUUUCAGGGUGGCAGGGCAGCAGUAUUGCACUGUUUUCCUUUUCAGGCUUGCAGAUGGCUUAGGUUUUCACCAUGCUGGAGGCCAAGGCAGCCCACGAGCUUGUUGCCUGAGACUUGUGUGCUUGCUUUAUAGAAGUAUCAACAUGCCAAAAAGAUGCAAACAGGUUGUAAAGCCUCUCGUCACCUUGCUGGCAGUACCAUAAUGUUUUGCAGGAGCACGGACCGAACAUGCUCUCUAGCUCCAGUAUAUAGAGGCAGAAAAUGAGCGAGGUUGUCUUGAGAAGAUGCCAUGCCAACAGCUUAUUUGGGUCAAUUUUUUUCCUCUGAUUUUGCACUUGAUCAGAGAAUUUUGCAGACUAGUCAUGCAUUAGUGCCUUUUGGGAGGAAGUGGUAGUACAGACAUGGAGGACAUGUUUCUCCAGGAAGAGCUGGCUCAGUGCUACUCCCCCUAGAAUGAGGUACAGUGGAAAGCCAGGGUAGGUGGUGUGAAUGAUGGAGAGUGGCUGAAAGAAACUCACAGAAUUUAGUUGUUACAGACAUGAUUAACUCAGUGUCCAGUGUAACUUGAGUGCGUAAUUAAAGCUAAACUUCUGCAGAUGACCUUUUACCAGUUUUCCUUAUAGCUUCCUUCAGAGGUCAGUAUUUGAUUUGUUGACUAUUGUGUCCUUGACUGACACAGUCUUGCAACAAGCUUAUGGAUAGCCAGCCAAUGACUCCCUACCCAGUCCAGCAACUGUAGCCAUACGUUUGUGUUCCUUCCCAGAACUGUGACUCCCAUAUGAGUGAAGCUAAGAAGAGCUCCCUCCUACCCAUGCACAGACUCAAUACCUGGUACAGAUAUAAUUCUGUGUAAGUCCCACUGGUAAACUCAAGCCAUGCUGGCAGUGAAGACUUUGGCUCCAAUUAGUUUACCAAAUUCGUUCUUUAUAUAUAAUUUGAGAUAUGAUGAUCAUGAUACUCUAAUCAUGUGCUGAACUUUGUGCAUAUGGGUAGUUCUUUCGACCUUGAGUUCGAAGGACUGCAUAGGUCUUCAAAUCCAACUGCACCUAUUUAACCUAUGUGGAGUCCACAGGACUCCCCUGGUCAUGGAUAUUUCAAGACCAAACUCACAGGCAAAAGGAUGCUUCUGCCAACCGUAUAGCGAACAUGCUUGAAGUUCAACAAGCACUUGGAUCAGGAUAAAAGCUUUAAGGCGAAGGAGGCAUUUUUCCUGGACUACCUAUCAAAAUUCCAUCUUAACUGGGGGCUGUGCCCCCUGUGAAGGUUCGAACCUUAAGCCUGGAUGGUCUUCCUCUUUUAACUGAGGGACUGAGGACAGUACAGCCCAGUGAGACAACUCACUUGCACAAUGAUACGCCAUGAGUGCAAAGAAUGAUUUUGGAGUAGGUUUCUGGGACACUGGUUGCUGAGGAUACAUAGACCCAGCUUUACCUAAGUGAAGUGGUUUAAUACACAGACAAAUAUAUAGAUUAAUACUGUUAAUAUACAGAUUAACCCUGUUAAUACACAGAUUAACAAAUCUGCAAUCUUCAUUGUAGAGAGAUAAAUAUUGAAUCUUGAAAUAAGAUCAUGGCAUUGAUAGACCUUGCUGUCCUGUCCUGUAGGUACCAGAGCUGUAUCCUCUGGCUGCCCUAUCCCUUUCAGUUGGAGGAAGAAUAGUCUUCCAGUAUGAUAUCUGAGCAAUAAUAUAUGCAUAGUAUAUAGCUUCACGCUAUAUAAACAGCAUUUAUUCUUGCCUUAACUCAGAUUUCACCAAUUCCUCCUAUGUAGCAACUGUAUUUUUUUCCAUGUUGUCCAUGCUCAGAUAAUGUGAAUAACACAUGAGUACUGUGAAGUCAUGAGUGGAAAACUAAACCGUUCCAGAGUAUACAUCACAUAUAAGGAAGAAUCCCUAUUAUACGUGUGCAUAAUAUAGAAAGUAUGUGUUGUAUGGCCUUGCUAUAAAUGUGGAUGGGAUAGGAUGGUGGAUGACAAGCUUUGGAAAGUGUCUAGAGAACCAAGACAGAUUUGGAAUAAGCAAAACAGAUCCAAAGCAGUCUUUUUCGCAUGUGCUUUCUUGUCUUUGUUGCUAUAGGGGAUUUCCAGGGCACAAAAUGCUGGUAGCUGGUUAUACCCUACUGUCAUUUCCUGCCACUUUGAAGUUUUGCAAAAAGCAAAAGAACAGUAUUUGUUGGGCUGAAGUGUUUUCUCCCAUCCUCAAAUUCAAGUAAAGUACUUUUUGCACUCAAAACCAGCCUUUGAGUUGCAGCAUCUCUUUAGCCCUUCCUGUUUCAGUGAAGAAAUCAGCCUAAGAACCCACCCAGGACAUGGUAGAGAUGACAUGCAGGAGACACCUGUUUUAAGAGGUGCUGUUCAGUGGUUUGUUGGUUUUGUUCAGAGUGGAAUGAAUUUGCACAGCAGCAAGAUUAAAUCUGAGAGCAGACUGGAGGUAUCCAUGGUAAACUUGGGUCUGUCUGUAGCUAAAUAAAGACAUUCUAGCACAAGA